AUGGGUAAAAAGAAUAACACACAUGUGCCUGACUUCAUCCUUAUGGGACUGACAGAUUCUGAAGAGAUCCAGCUGGUCCUUUUCAUACUAUUUCUCCUGAUAUAUCUGGUCACUGUGCUGGGAAAUGUGGGGAUGAUAUUGAUAAUCCGCCUGGAUCUCCAGCUUCACACCCCCAUGUAUUUUUUCCUCAGUCACCUGUCAUUUCUUGACCUCAGUUACUCAACUGUCAUCACACCCAAAACCUUAUAUAACUUACUGACUUCCACCAAGUAUAUUUCAUACAUGAGCUGCUUCAUCCAGAUGUACUUUUUUGUCUUCUUGGGAGCCACUGAAUGUUUUCUUCUCUCCUCCAUGGCCUACGAUCGCUAUGUUGCUAUCUGCGAUCCUCUGCACUAUCCAGUGGUUAUGUCCAGAAGAUUCUGCAGCUCCCUCAUCUUUGGGUCCUAUAUGAUUGGCUUUGUGGACUCCUCUAUCAAUGUGCUUUGCAUGAGCAGAUUGCAUUUCUGUGACUCCAAUGUAAUCCGUCACUUUUUCUGUGACACACCCCCAGUUUUAGCCUUGUCUUGCACUGAUACCCAUGACAUUGAAAUCAUGAUAUUUAUUGUUGCUGGCUCCACUCUCAUGGUGUCUCUUAUCACAAUAUCUGUGUCCUAUGUGUCCAUUUUAUCUACUAUCCUGAAAAUGACUUCCACUUCAGGAAAGCGUAAAGCCUUCUCUACUUGUGCCUCUCAUCUCCUGGGAGUCACCAUCUUUUAUGGCACUAUGAUUUUUACUUAUUUAAAGCCAAGUAAGUCUUACUCCUUGGGAAAGGAUCAAGUGGCUUCUGUUUUUUAUACUAUUGUGAUUCCCAUGUUGAAUCCACUCAUUUAUAGUCUCAGGAACAAAGAAGUGAAAAAUGCACUCAUUAGAGUCAUGCAGAAGGUGGAAGCCUCUGGACAAUGA
This is a messenger RNA of Hyaena hyaena (striped hyena), 942 nucleotides long. RefSeq names its product olfactory receptor 8H1-like. NCBI's taxonomy places the organism in Eukaryota, Metazoa, Chordata, Mammalia, Carnivora, Hyaenidae. Gene Ontology annotation, molecular function: odorant binding; G protein-coupled receptor activity; olfactory receptor activity. The coding region runs from base 1 to 942 and encodes 313 amino acids. Gene Ontology annotation, cellular component: membrane. Gene Ontology annotation, biological process: G protein-coupled receptor signaling pathway; sensory perception of smell. The transcript has a single exon. The record is from RefSeq and is a predicted model, not a curated record.